UCAUUUUUUAACACGAAUUUUGAAAUUAAGUAACUGAAUCUAGUGGCAACCCGGAAGUAGUUUAUACCUCUGUUAUAUCGCAUCAUCGACACUUCGAGAACAUUUCUGAGCAAAGCUGAAAUUCGAAGAUGCCAUCGGCCGAGCAUUCUCUUGGGACAGACUUUGUUGUGGAGAACAUCUGCAGACUCAAUCCAGACAUAUUGGCACAACACUGUCAUCAUAUCCUGAGUUAUCUGCAAGGAAAGACUAAAGGAGUUGACUCUGCAGAAAUUUGUGACACUUUUCAGCGAGCCGGAGUCACACUUGAUCAUGAAUCUCUACAGAGCAUUGUCAGAUUCCUUUUGUUAUCAUUCAGGUCUGCCGGGAAAAGCGAGCUGUCUGCAGACGACUUUGUGUCAAGGCUAGAAGGUGGCAGCAAAAAAUGGUCCAAAGCAUCGCUCCAGGUCCUCCACAAUUUAUGGAGUGAACAUGGAGGAUCAGUACAAGUCCAGCAGGCCACCCAGGACUUGCUCAGCGCCGGUCGGCUCGUGGAUAUGCAAUGGAAGCUAGGCAUGGCAGUGAGCUCUGACACCUGCCGUUCUCUCAACUCGCCCUUCGUGACCAUUCUUCUGAAAAUCGCUGAGCCGACGGGCCAGAUAAGCCAGAAGGCUUUUGAGAUGACAGUCCCGCAAUUCCAAAACUUUCACAAGCAGAUGAAGGAGCUGGCGGCUGUCAUGGAGACCAUAUGAUUGACUGCACAUGCCGGUGUUUACUGUUGACUCUUAUUUUUUUCCACAUCCCACUCUGAGCAGAAAAUUAAAAACACCACUUAUUGCCUUGUUUGGUCUGGCAUUGGUACAUUGUGUAGAGACAAUGCUCAUAAUUUGUGUACCUUUGUUAUUUAAGAAAUAAUGUACAGUACAAUGGAGGGGAUAGGCAAUUGGCAGUCUCCUCCCCCAAGACAGAUGUUUGUUGUAGCACCUUCACUGACCUGUGGGUGGCAGCAUGAGGCCACCGGGCAUCUAGACUAAAAUGCUCAAAUAAGUAAAAAAAAGGACAGUAUUAGAAAGAGAAAGUGUGUAUUGCUUUUGGAAACUUCACAUUAUUACUGUGAAUAACUUGUGACUAGACACGUUACACAAACAUGCCUCUAUUUUUGUAUGGGAACAACAAAAGGCCCUCAAAUUUGGCCCGUUGUUGGUAUGUGCAAUUCCCAGAAUGAGGGGGUAUGAAAUUUAACACCACUCUCAGAGAAUCCUUGCAUUUCCUCAAAUAAUUUGUAAGCGAUUAGUUUUCAAUGAUAAGUUUUAUGAAAUGAGGUGUGAUCAUAGUUUGUGGUAGAGUUCAAACUAUUAUUACAGGGAAUUAUUUUUAGGGGUCGGCGUCAUGUUUGUGUACAGCAAGUGGUGCAUUGGUAGUCGAUGUGAAAAAAAGGCACAGACUUUUGUUAAAAGAUAAAGAAGCGGGCAGUCAAGCAUGAGCCCUCUCAUGUCUUAGCUGAUAAGGUUGCAGCAGCUAUUUUUAGGGACCCUAGGUGUCAUGGCACGUGGUAGGUGUGCAGUGGGGGUCUCCCCACUGAGAGCCUAGUUAAUAAAAUGGUCAUUCCAGGAUUGGGGAUAAACAUUGACACUUCUGAAGUUAUGUUAAUCCUUUUACUCAUAUCACAUAUAACACAAUGGUUUUCUGUUGAGUUUUUCAUUUAGUUUACACAGCUAGUAGUUGAGAAAAAAAAUAAUUUGCAAAAUUGUUACUUUCAGCUUCUGCCAUAAUGCAGUGUAACACUCAAACAAAUGCAACCCUGUUAUUCAUCAAUGUUUUUCAGCUUUUACAUAUUUUGUUCUGACCAUUUAGCAUACCAGUUUACAGAGCUAGCAUAUACGCAUGAGAAAA
Syngnathus acus (greater pipefish) is the source of this 1869-nucleotide messenger RNA. It is a transcript of the gene commd6, whose product is annotated as COMM domain containing 6. Bases 129 to 728 code for a protein of 199 amino acids. NCBI's taxonomy places the organism in Eukaryota, Metazoa, Chordata, Actinopteri, Syngnathiformes, Syngnathidae. Gene Ontology annotation, molecular function: NF-kappaB binding. The transcript is spliced from 9 exons. The record is from RefSeq and is a predicted model, not a curated record.